AUGGCUGAAGCCCAGCUGUGUGUAUCACAGGACGAGUUCACCUGCUCGGUGUGUCUGGACACCCUGACUGACCCCGUGUCACUGCAUUGUGGUCACAGUUUCUGUCUGAAGUGCCUCACGGACUACUGGGAUCAGAGCCAAGUGUGCAGCUGUCCUCAGUGCAGACACACCUUCACCACAAGGCCUGAACUGAAAAGAAACACUCUGCUGAAUGAAGUCAUCAAGAAAUUAAAGAAGACGGAACUCAGUUCUCCUUUAUCUCAGAAUUAUGCCGGCCCUGGAGACGUGGAGUGUGAUUUCUGUACUGGGAAGAAGUUCAGAGCGGUGAAGUCCUGUCUCACCUGCCCGGCCUCCUACUGUCAGACUCACCUGCAGCCUCACUAUGAAGUAGCAGCCUGGAAGGGACACAAGCUGGUUGAUCCUGACACAAAUCUAAAGGAAAAACUCUGUGAGAAACAUCAGAAAAGUCUGGAGAUGUUUUGCAGAACUGAUGAGAUGUGCAUCUGCAUGACGUGUGCAGUGACUGAACAUAACGGGCAUAAAUUGGUUGAAAUGGAGACGGAAAGGGAAGAAAAGCAG
Molecule: messenger RNA, 579 nt
Organism: Polypterus senegalus (gray bichir)
Lineage: Eukaryota; Metazoa; Chordata; Cladistia; Polypteriformes; Polypteridae
Product: E3 ubiquitin-protein ligase TRIM47-like
Exons: 1
Molecular function (GO): zinc ion binding
Source: RefSeq, a predicted model, not a curated record